CUUAAGUGCCCCCUGUUGCUCUCAGUGGGAACGACGGGCAAAGUAGCCCGUUGCCUCGUUUCAGUGUCACCUCAGUCCAACCAGUCGUGAGAAGGAAGCGCAAGUGAAGUUAUUCCCCGUGGCCGGGCGCCUCAGGUGAGGUGAGGUGAGGCUCGGCUCGGCUCGGCUCGGGAAGGUGAGCAGACGCUUCGGCGCGGACGAGCCGAACUACCGAGCGCAGCAGGGGAGCCGCAGGAAGGAAAUUCCGGACGGGACGCACCCGGAAUUGGGCCGUUCCUCUCCGCUUCCUCGCAGCCUCCACGCGGCCACCUGCUCGCUCGCCUCGCCUCGCGCAGAAAUGCGUGCAGCCACGGCGCUGGAAACACGGAGGAAAUGGCGUCUGAGGUAGAACUCGGGCGAAACGAACUUCUGGAAAUUGACAUAUGCGAAGGGGACGUCUGCUCCGAGGAAGAGAGCGGAGUUUUUGUGAACUCGGGCGGCGCGUCUCACACCGACUCGGUGAGCGAGGGCUUCUUCUCCUCGGCGUUUGGCCAGUCACAGUGCUGGGCUGCCCCGGGGCUCGGCGGUGCGCGGGACGACAGCCCUGGUUCUGAGGCGUCGUCGUUCGAGACUGGGAGCGCGGCUCCCGGCCAUGGCCGCGUCGGCGGGGGGGGAGAGGAGGAACCUAGGAGCGUGUCCAGAGCAUCCAUCGUGGACUGCCUCCUGGUCGAGCUCUACGACACGUACACGAGCGGACACCGGCACAGCGUGGACAGCUCCACGGAAGCGUCGAGCUCGGACGCCUUCUUCGGGAGAAGCUCGUCAGGCUCGGGGUUCCUGCAGGAGCUGCAGGCGAGGCACACGCGGCGCCACCAGAUGAAGUACCUGGCGCAGAAAGAUCCCGAGGAGCUCAAGUGGAUCAUCCAGGAGGUGAACUAUCGCAUCGGGAUCCAGUCGGCCAAGCUGCUCCGGCAGCUGAAGAGGAAGGACCGCUUGUACAACAAGAUGCAAAAGAACUGUGACAUUGUGACGGCCUGCCUGCAAGCAGUGUCCCAGAAAAGACCCUGGUAGCAGCAAUCAAGCAGGUACGGUAUGUUCAACCACCCCAUUCCCUUCAUCGUUAAGCUUUAGUGUUCAACAUGCUGUCUGUCUUCAUUCUGAAGUGAAGACAGUGCUGUAUGUGUGAUAAGUGCAGCAUGAGUUUACUGCCUUACUUCAUCCAGAAGAGGAAUGAUGUAUGACUUGGGUGUUGUGUUUAGACUGUAGUCACUUGGAGCAACAGUGCAUGCUGUUUGUAUUUGCAUGUUUAUACUAAUGCUAAACUCGGUCAAAGGGCAUAACUUUACAUAAACUAAUAUACCGUAAGAACCGUUUUCUUAGUACACCAUGCAUGAGACAAAGACUAUAAACUAAAACAGAAGUCUGUUGACAUUAAAUCUUUCAUAGCAAGACUGAAGGUGGAGUGAUCUUUUGAAUGUAGGACCAUAUUUUUACACCAAAUCAAAGACUUUGAUACAUGAUUGUGUGUCUUUCCGGGACGCAGCAAGUGUCCAUUGUGAGUUUGUGGAGUGCGUUGAUAAUGAAUAGCAAAGAGGAAGUAUUUGUGAAUGUCUUGCUCCGUGUCAUUUCGUACCUGUGGUUUUCAGACUUGUUCACAGGCUUCAGGGUCACGUUUUGGUUUUAUCUCGUUGCCCCCCUCCCAUCUCUGAAUAUUUUUACUGCUAAAUAUUCACCUUCGGCUUGUGACAGAAGAAAUAUGAGGCAUGUCUGGGUAAUAAGAAGUGUU
Scleropages formosus (Asian bonytongue) is the source of this 1765-nucleotide messenger RNA. Its product is annotated as TBC1 domain family member 30-like. The record is from RefSeq and is a predicted model, not a curated record. The transcript is spliced from 3 exons. Lineage: Eukaryota; Metazoa; Chordata; Actinopteri; Osteoglossiformes; Osteoglossidae. Bases 373 to 1050 code for a protein of 225 amino acids.